AUGGAAGAAGAACAAGCUGUGUGGAACGAGCUCGACCUGUCCUGCCUCCCAGACUAUGACUCCUCCUCCAUCACCACACCCUUCCCAGCUACUAAUACUCUCCAAGAUUUCCACUCCAGUACUAUUCUUUCUUCCCAUUUCAACACUAUUAACUCACCAACGACAGAAGAUUCACCGUCGUUUAGCCAUGCCAUUUCUCUUCGUCCUCCUCCUAAUAAACAACCCCUCAGCUUGAAUCCUGAGCCUAAUUAUUUAAGCUUCCCUUUCGUCGAAACCCGAGCUCAACCUCCGCUUCUGUCAAACCCAGUCCAGCACAGUGGUUCGAGUACUUCUUUGACUACUGCUACUACUACUACUGUUGUUGCGAAAAAACAAAGGGUCCAGAAAAAAAGUGUGAUUAUUACCCCUGAAAAACGGUAUAUGCAGAUGAUUAGAAAUAGAGGCUACGCUCUUCGGGCCAGAGCCAGAAAAAAGGCAACCAAUAACCCCUUCUUCAUUUCACCUUAUCAUUAUUUUGAAGUACUAAAAGCUUUAGGUUAA
Molecule: messenger RNA, 540 nt
Organism: Humulus lupulus (European hop)
Lineage: Eukaryota; Viridiplantae; Streptophyta; Magnoliopsida; Rosales; Cannabaceae
Exons: 1
Coding region: 1-540 (179 amino acids)
Source: RefSeq, a predicted model, not a curated record